AUGCUUACCGAAGAAUGGUACCAAGUGGAAGGCGAGACUCAAGAUGUGUGUGGUAUCAUCUCGAUUGUCACAAACCUUUUCCUCAUGUAUCUCAUUCUUUGCAAGUCACCGAACGCUCUUGGUAGCUAUAAGUGGUUAAUGAUGUAUACGACGCUGUUUGAGUUGACGUAUGCGUUGGUCAACUUGUUCGCGGGAUCGUCCGUCCGAACAUUUGGCUCCGCCUUUAUCGUCUUCCAAAAAUGCAACUAUCCACACGACAUCACAUAUUUUUUGACCAUCACCUACUGUUCCUGUUUUGGCUUCUCCUUGGCUAUCGUCGCAUGUCAUUUUGUCUAUCGUUAUGGGGCAAUUGAUAUGUAA
Messenger RNA from Caenorhabditis remanei, 360 nucleotides. RefSeq lists its product as uncharacterized. Bases 1 to 360 code for a protein of 119 amino acids. The transcript has 3 exons. Gene Ontology annotation, molecular function: G protein-coupled olfactory receptor activity. Gene Ontology annotation, biological process: G protein-coupled receptor signaling pathway; olfactory behavior. The record is from RefSeq and is a predicted model, not a curated record. Lineage: Eukaryota; Metazoa; Nematoda; Chromadorea; Rhabditida; Rhabditidae.